Molecule: messenger RNA, 2393 nt
Organism: Didymodactylos carnosus
Lineage: Eukaryota; Metazoa; Rotifera; Eurotatoria; Philodinida; Philodinidae
Source: the annotation of a GenBank genome assembly
AGCACCUGCAGGCCACAUUUUCCGUCUUCUUUUUUCAGAAUUCGAUUACCCGGACAUCUACCUUUUCAAAACUAAAAACUGUAGGUCUCUAUCUCUUUUCUAUAAAAAGUUAUUAAACAAAUGAUGGAGUCUCUUCUAUUUUGAAAUGAAUAGUACUUAAUUACUGUCUCGACCUCCCGUCUUACCGUUGCCAACUGCUUCUGUUUGUUACACAUCAAGUCUUCUGUUAUUUCUCUACUCUGUAACUGUUGUUGUCAAAUGUAAUGGUUGCUGUGUAUUCACAGGUCAACCUAUAACUCUAUUUUUGAUCUGUUACCACUGUAUACAACAACUCUGUAUGAGUGUAUACACCUUAACGUCCAACAAGUAACCAAAAUAAUCUCUCUAUAGAUGUUCUCUUUAAAAGCAAAACAACAAAUAAAAACCAUAGAAAAGUGACGAGGACGUUUGUACGCGAGCCUCUAGGGUUAACAAAAAACAAAAAAUGUUUUGUCUUAUAAAAAUAAAAGAACAGGAAAGAAGAAAAUCUUAUAAAUUAAUAAGAGAUUUGUUUCACUAUUAAAAAAUUCAUUUACAACUUUCUAUCAAUUCUUCAUUUAUCUUACAAAGGAAGAAACUGAACAGAAAGAUUGAAUGGCAACAUUAUUAGAGUAUGGAGGUACGUCCCUAUGAAAAACGUGUUGUUCUUUUCGUUUUAAUGGGAGUCUCCCCACUUGGUUUUGGCACCAUCGUGUAGAGCACAUUCUGAAACCAAUAGAGCAACAGUUUUCCAGUUUCAACCUUUAAAAGUUUUUUAAGGUUGAACCCUGUUUUUUGAACAAAAUUUUAAUUUUUGAAAAAACUUUUGUUUCUGAUAUGAAACCUCGAAUUUGAUCUCAUUCGAUCGAGGUCAGUAAGAUGUGCUCAUAAAAGUAUUUCCAGCCUUGCCACCUGAGUUUCAGCUGGCUGAUCGACGUUUGGUGCAAAAUGUAAUUUGGGAAAACCUUGCAAGAGGUUUCGCCUCAGGAAAGCAUUUUAAAGGAAAACUUGGGCCAACCUGUGCCACCAAGUCGUUCAGAAUUAGAUUUUACACCGGAUUAGUGUAGGAAUUUCGAAAAUUCGCAGAUGAAAUUCAUUCAAACUCAUGCGAAAAGGCUGAAAAUUGUUUUGUGAACAUACCUUACUGAGCUCUAUCGAACGAGAGCAGGUCUCUAAAAUUAAAAUUUUGUUCAGAAAUUAAAAAUUCGCUAAAAAACGAGUUCAAACUUCAAUUGUUUUAAAAAAGGUUUUGGAGUUUGAAACAGAAAAAACUGUUGAUUUAUACGUUUAGAGUAUGCUCUAUAUGAUGGUGUAGGAAACCAAAUAAGGGACUCUUCUUAAAGUUAAUCUCAUCACCUAACGCAGGAGGCUGGACUCAUAAGCAGCGCCCAUCAUGGCAAGCACCAACUCUAUCGAAUUUGGCAAAAAAUACAAACCGAAUUUAUCCGUCAUCGUCGUCUUCUGUUGCUUCGUCAGUGGCUUCAGUGAAGUCAACAGCACGUUCAACAAACUCAAUUGCAUUCAAAUUUGAUAAGAGGAGUGUCGAUGAGAAUAAUUUUCGUCAAGGCACAGUUGGAAGAAGUAUUACAGAACAAGGAACAAAGAAAUUUUGUACGACGAAAGUAAAAUGGGCUAUUGGGAUCGUAAUAGGUUUACUUGUACUUGGAGGUUGUAUUGGCGGUGCAGUUGUCGGUGUUACACUAGCUGCUGCUAGCGGAGGUAGUACGACGACUACGACAGUCUCUCCUGUUUUUGCAGGAACUACGAUAACAACAACAAUAGCUACGGUUUUAACAUCUACUUUGAUCAGUACUACUAUAAGUACAACGUCAGUAACAAUGGCCUCCACAAUUACAAUAGCCGCCACUACGACUGCUGCAACAACGACUGCUGCAACAACGACUGCUGCAACUACGAUUUCUACAACAGCUGGUCCCAUUUGUUCUGCUACUUAUGUCACCAUGUUAUGGACUGCCUCAAAUGUUGCAGCUUCUGCUUGGAUUCAAAAGAAUUAUACAUUCACUGCUACCCAAUCACAACAUUCAAUUUGCUUUAAUUUACAGAAUUAUGGCCAAUGGAAUCUUGACGAUGUUUUCGUCAGUAGUAACACAACAAAUUUAAUUGUUAAUAGUGGUUUUGAAACUGGUAGUUAUACUCCGGCUUGGAGUAUGUGUGGUCUAUGUUCAACAAAUGAUUGGACGAUAGAUUCUACAUCAAUGCAUUCUGGCUCAUAUUCAUUUAAAACUGUUUGUGGUGCACCUUCUGCAUGGUUAUCUCAACAAUUUUCAACUACAGUUGGAACUGUCUAUUCAGUUUCAUUUUGGGCAAAAAAUGUUUGGCAGACUUCUCCUACUAUAGAUAUUCAUAUUGGCUGA